GUUUGAUGCUGUCGGCCCUUUUCUUUGCGAGCCUUCCGCUUGCCGGGCUGAGGUUGUGCUUCGGUUUGAUUGGCUCCACGCUAGUCGGAAGGAGGUUCUGAGUCGGACGCGCGGAAAGAAAUCAACAAAGAGACGAAGGCUGGCAAUGAGCAAACUCCAGUUGGCAACACGCAGCAAGCUAGGAAUACAAAGGAACACUGGGAAACAACAGAAAUCGCUGAAGAAAUGUGAAGGAAAUACCACACUAUACAAAGGAGUGCCCAGCCAACAGUCUUCAUUCCACACCUUCAGCAAUGUAGCUGAAAUCAAAGAGUUUCGGAAGAGGCUGCUCACUUGGUACAACAAAUGCAAACGAGAUCUUCCUUGGAGGAAAUUGGCUGCAAGUGAAGAUGAUGCUGACAGACGAGCAUAUGCUGUGUGGGUAUCGGAGAUAAUGCUCCAGCAGACCCAGGUGGUUUCAGUGAUCAACUACUACAAUCGCUGGAUGCAGAAAUGGCCAACCUUGCAGGACCUGGCUCAGGCUUCACUAGAGGAGGUGAAUGAGCUAUGGGCAGGGCUUGGCUACUAUUCCCGAGGGAAGCGACUCCAAGAAGGUGCACAUAAGUUGGUGUCACAGAUGGAAGGACAUAUGCCCAGGACAGCAGAAGAGCUGCAGAAGCAGUUGCCAGGAGUUGGAAAGUACACUGCAGGAGCUAUUGCAUCCAUAGCGUUUGGUCAGGUGACCGGUGUGGUGGAUGGGAAUGUAAUUCGGGUCUUGUGUCGUACACGAGCCAUUGGUGCUGACCCUGCCAAUGCAUCUGUGGCUGACAGACUCUGGGCUUUAGCACACACUCUGGUGGACCCAUCCUAUCCCGGUGACUUUAACCAAGCGAUGAUGGAAUUGGGGGCAACUGUGUGCACUCCCAAGGCCCCACGGUGCAUGGAGUGUCCCGUGAAGCAGCACUGCAGAGCACGCCACAAAGUGGAGAAAGAGCAGGCAGCCUCUGCCAAGAAACUGUUAGGGAAACCUGCUUCUAAGUGCCCCCAGGUGCUGGAUGUAGAAGAAUGUGCCGCUGCCACCACAGGGAGCUGCUCCCUCUGCCUGCCUCCUUCAGAGCCAUGGGAUCCCAGCCUUGGUGUGACCAACUUCCCCAGGAAAACUGCCAAGAAGCAGCCCAGGAUCGAAUGCACAGCCACAUGUGUGCUACAGAGAAAGUGCAGUGAUGGGAAACCAGAGUACCUUAUUGUGCAGAGACCUAGUACAGGUCUGUUGGCAGGGCUUUGGGAGUUUCCAAGCCUCCUCCUUGAGUCAGGGCAGGAGAAGCAGCAGAAAGCAGCGCUGGCAGAUCACCUCCAGGCCUGGGUUGGCACUAACGUGGCAACAAGACGCCUGCAGCAUGUUGGAGAGGUUCUCCAUAUCUUCUCCCACAUCCGCCAAACAUAUGUGAUCUACUCUUUGAAUCUGGAUAAAGAUGAAGGAAACUGGGACGUGGAGCUGGAGCCGCUGGCAUCCCGGUGGGUGACCAAAACAGAAUUCCACAACUCUGCCAUCUCCGCAGCCAUGAAGAAGGUCUUGAAAGCUUAUGAAAAGUGGAGCUCUACAAUCAGUACUGCCAAGACUGUCAAGAGGAAACGGGACUUCCUACACACCAGCCAGACCCUGCAUGAAGAAGGCAGUUUUUCCAAGAGGCAACUUUCUCUGGAUUCAUUUCUUGCAGCAAAUCCUGGGGACUGAUGGCAGUCUCUAUGCUCUGCCUGACCUCACUUUCAGAGAUGAGGGACUGAUCUCCAGCAAGGAUGUGGUCAUACUGGAAUGAAACACUGUGGCUGCAAUGAGGGCAUCGUGGGAAUGUUGUGACUUUAAACUGCCCCCCUCCACUCCAAUACAUAACACAGGCACAAUUCAAACAAGUGUGGCUUUAGUGGCUCCUAGGAGGUGGUCAGAGUUUAUCAGUAUGCCACACUGCAGUAAAAUGAACUUUUUAAAAAAGUAUAUGAGGCAGGCUGACUGAAACACUUUUAUUCUCCAGUGGAUGCUAAGCAGAAAGGCUCAGUGUCUCUUCUGCAUCCUUCUUAAAUGUUGCUUUCUUAGAGCUGGUUUAUUCUGAAGGACAAGUAACUAUGCAAUUGCCAUUUGCUCACAUCCAUAGUCAAGAAAGUGUUUUGCUGCUGUACUAGAUGCCACAAUUGCUGGAGUUCGCAGAUGAAACUGUUUUUCAGUACAUGCAGUGUCCUGUUUUAAUUGUGGGUUUGCUAAUAAAAUUUUAAUGAAUUUUUACUGUGGCAGUUAUUUAGAUAUACUUUCUUCUUCUUUAACUUAUUGCAUUAUUCACACUGUAGCAUUGAAAAUUGGCACACGCCCACACACACACAAACACACACACACACCCAACCUUAAAUAUUGUACUAGCAUGUUGAUCUCUGCACAGCCAUGUCACUGGCAAGGAACCAAGAAAGUCUCUUUAAAAGCAAGCAUUCAGAAAUCUGUUAAUACAAAGGUGGAAUAUUGUGGAGUUUUCCAUUCUUUUCUCACUAUUUCUAGUAUUUGCCGUUUCACAUGUGAAAAAAGCACAAUAAAUGACUACUCUAUAAUCUCCCCAUUGCUCCCCUGCA
Zootoca vivipara (common lizard) is the source of this 2592-nucleotide messenger RNA. It is a transcript of the gene MUTYH, whose product is annotated as mutY DNA glycosylase. The record is from RefSeq and is a predicted model, not a curated record. Gene Ontology annotation, molecular function: 8-oxo-7,8-dihydroguanine DNA N-glycosylase activity; adenine/guanine mispair binding; oxidized purine DNA binding. Gene Ontology annotation, biological process: mismatch repair; base-excision repair. Gene Ontology annotation, cellular component: nucleus. Lineage: Eukaryota; Metazoa; Chordata; Lepidosauria; Squamata; Lacertidae.